CAAACAGAAAUAUUGGAAGUGAGUAGUCUGCUACUCGAUCAAAGACUGGAGAAAUUUUCGUUCUCACUUGUUCGUUUCUUGAAUUCUUCGAGGGUUUAGGGGUUUACAACAUGUCGAAGAAAAGGAAGAGGGAGGAUGAACAACUGGACCUUGUGGUUGCCCCGCCGAAGUCUUUUCCGGUGGAAUUGGUUGAGAAAAUUUUGCUCAGCCUCUGGGAUCAGCAAGUCGUACAAGAAUCGUCUGUCAGAACCUGAUUUCUUGCGCGACUUUCUCUUCCAGAAUUCCGAUUUCUACAACGAUUCACAGCUUGUCAUCCAGCGUCAGAACAACGAUCGCACUCUUCACUCAUUUCACUCUUUCCGCUCACUACGUCUCAUCGAUGGCAAACCGCCAGAGGAAAGUUUGGACUCUAUUUUGGGCGAAGGAUAUGAAAUCCGCUGGGCAUGCAAGGGGGUUUUCUGCUUAUGUAAUGGCAAUGCCGGCGACAUCUCCACCAUUGCUUUGUGGAACCCUAACACGGCCCAGACCAAGGUACUUCCGGAUUCCAUCCUGACUGAUAGUGUGAAGCCGUAUGGCUUGAGCUUGGAGAGCAUUGGGUUUGGUUUUGAUCCAAAUUCAAACGACUACAAAGUCCUAAGAUGCAUGUCUUGCAUUGAUGAUGAUGAAAUUGGUGGUGAGUAUGAGCACUUUCUAGAGCUGUACAGCCUAAGGAUGAAUUCAUGGAGGCUUCUUGAUAUGGACGGCUAUCAUUGCCCAUACAAUAUCCCGUAUUCUGUGCCAUCCAAUGAUGGGAGAUGGUUCCAUUGGUGCUGUGAGGAUUUUGAACUUGCUCGCUUUGACAUGAGCAGUGAAGAUUAUGACUGGUAUGGCUUCGUAUCUCCAGUAAUGAUGGAUCCCUCACCUGUGAUAUCCUUCUCCAUGGUCAAAGGUUUGUUGGUCGUCAUGUUUAUAAAUGAAGAUUCCUUGGAGACCUGGAUAUCCGUUGAUUACGAGAAAAGAAUGCUGCAACUGUCCUCCGUCAAGCUGAACCAGUUGGAUGCGUGUCACUGUGAAUAUAUGGAAGGAUGGAAGGGGGUUUCUCCAGAGAAGUGGCGACAGAAAGCUCAUGGUCAUUGAUCUUCUCAGUGGGAAUAUUAUUCCCACAGAGCUUCAAAUUGAAGGAGAUUGGACUUCUUUCAAGUUGUUUCCAUAUACUCCAUCUCCAGUUUCAUUGGCAUGAUGGAUUCUAAUUGACUAAUUGUAGUAAGUGCCACUUCUAUCCAUACAUUAGAGGGUUAACGCUUGGGUUCUAGUUCAAUGUAAUUGCAAACUGAUCUCCUACCUUCCUUGGCUGCUGCCGAUUAGUGAGGAGUUGUUUAAGAAAAGUACGCUGUUGCUGGCAUUUGAUAACUUUAGGUGUGCGUUGCCUGUUUACUGUAUUUUGUGGUAGUUUCUUGUUUAAUGGAAUCAUUUAUAAUUGUGCGUGGGAUAGCCUUCAUACUUAGGAUGUGCUUGUCAUGUGUUUCCAUCCCAUGAAACUGAUCUCCUACCUUUCUUUCAUGUCAUUGAGUGCUACAUUCUUGUUGCUAUUUUUCAAUUCUACUGGGUCAAUAAUCUGCCUACUGCAUAUGCUAGGGUUCCUUCCUAGAUGAUCUACCUAAUAAUUUUUGUGCAAUGAAUCAAGGGUCUGUAGUGAAGAGUAUGGACUUUAAUCCAUGGCAGCAGAUAUUACUUCGAAAACAGAUGUGUUUACUCCCUCCCGAGGGAAUUUAUUCAUAUCUUUAGGAUGUAGGUGAUUUGAAGCUUUGUUCAAGAACUUGGUUCCUGAUGGAGUUGAGUCAAACCACUACACAUGUCAGUCCUCGUUGUGGCAGUAAAGAUGGGAGCUUUGGAAAUUGAUCUUGGCCGUUAUAGGUGCCAAAUCUCCUCCAAUUCAAUUAUGCAAAUUGAAACCUUUCUUUCUGCAAGUGUUUUGAAAAUUGUUCAUAUUCUGAUUGUUCUAAAAUUGGAGCACAAAUCACCACUUCUUUCCUUUCAUAAUCAUCUUGUUUACUUGAAAGUCCUGUUUUAAUCAGGAAUGCAAUGAAAUUACACAGCCAGCCACCAAGUUGUUUGGUUCUUGCCUAUUGUCCAAGCAUGCAUCAGUAGCCUAGUGAAACUCGUAUGCAUACAUGAUUCAUCUUUCCAUUCAAAGUUCUUUGCAAGACCCAGUUCGUAUGCAUACAUGAUUCACCAAAAUGUUUCAGGUGCUUGUGUGACUAACAGGUUUUUGUUUUGGUCGGAGCUAGGAGGUUAUUUAGCAGCAGGUGGUAAGCUCUGCAAUCAAUACUGGAUAAUUAAUUACAAAAUAUGUAAUUGGCCCUCUCUGUUUGACAAGGGUUUCUGAACGUUUCUCUACUGCGAAUGGUUUCAGUUUCAAGAAAUUUGAUAAGCAUGAGAAUUUUGAUGAGAUCAGACGCAGGGGAAAAACUUCAUCGCACUUUAUUUAGGGCGGUGGUGUUUAGGGUUUUCGUGUCCCACAAGGAACUGGGCUGUCCCUAAGCGACAUGUAUAUUUUCACGUAGCGCAAAAGAAUUUUUUAUUUUUUAUUUUUGACGUCAUCCUCCAAUGAUACCAUUAACCAUUUCCUUUGGAUGACAUUUUUUUUUAUUGCAAUGUGUUAAAUGGACCAUUAGAUUUGGAAUUGUUUCAUUGAUGCUAAGAAAGCCAUGAAGGUGGGACUUAUCAGAGUUAUUUAUGAAUGGUGAUCAUUCAUGAAUAUGAUACAAUGUUUUACACAGAUUCAUCGUUUCCUUCCUUCCAAAAAUUUCUGUACGGUGUGGUAUACUCGUAGGCCAUGAAUUUCUGUACGGUGUGGUAUACUUGUAGGCCUUAGGUUCAUGGUCCUCGGCGGGCAGCCCUAACUAAGGUUGCAAGCCUUAUGUGUUAGGACUUGAUAGUGUGUUUAAUUUUGAUGAAAGACACAAUAUCCAUUACUUCGCAAACUAAUAUACAUUGCAUAUAAUAUCCGUUCAUGAAAAACAAAUAUCCAUACCGCCCAGACUAAUAUCUGACCAUAUAAACUAGUGGCCCCUGGAUAAUUAUUUGGUUAAGGAUGAAUAUAAUUAUCUACAAACUAAUGUUCGAUCCAUCUUAAACUAUUAUAAGUUCAUGACAAACCAUAAUACUAAUUCAAAACAAAAAUACUGACUUAAAACAAAAUUACAAACUAAAAAAAAAACUAAUAUGCAAUCAUCUGCCAACUAAUAUCACACUACCAUUGGAAGAGAAGAGAAAGAGGAGCUUGAGAAAGAAUAAGAAUUGGUGGACCCAGCUCUCCCAAUUCUCUAUUCCCUUCCUCUCCCAAUUACCACCCAUAGCUCAUCCCUUGGAUCUCUACCGCCUCCACGUGGGUCUCCAUCCAACCAUGUUAGUAUCUACUAACAAAAAGGCAUGUUAGUAGUUUAACUUUUUCGACUAUUUGUGGGCAAUCAUCUGCAUUCAUUCACUAGCUGAAUAAUAGGAAAGUGAAGCCUUGGCUGCCACUUCAUCUCCUCUACUGUUUAUCACGAUCUUGCUCGCUUCAUGGCCCCUUCAUUGCUUGUUUGGUGUCUUCCUGUUAAUCAUGGACAUUGUAGGCUUGCGUUUGACGAACACGUACAUUCUCUCGUCGUCGUCGCUAUAGGUGUGUACUUUUCCCUCCGCCGCUAAAUGCAAAUCCUCUGGAUCGCAACUGUUGAAAUCGAAACCGGAAAGAUCGUCUCCAUCGCUCGCCGCGAUUUUGCGUUCCAACAAAUCCACCAAACUAGCAUCCUUACAAAACAUGCUUUGCUCGCUCUUUUACUUUCUAAUCUCUUGCUAUACAUAGGGAGAGAGCGAGUGGAAAAUAGAGGAAGGACUGGUCCAUAUUUAUAGAGAGGGUGGGGACUGGGUUUCGUGGCAGUUAAGGCAGGGGUUCCGUGCCCGAUAGGGAAACGGUCUACAAUCCCUGGGAGGGCUUUUCUCACUUAUUUUUGUUUUCAUUUUGGUCAGAAGCCCAUUUUGGUAAGCUCACAGACUACGGGCCGAAAACACUUUAAGCCCAACUAGUGGUUGUUGGUUUUAAUGGGUUUGGAGUUUGGACUAGGUGGAUUAUGAGUUGUUUUAGCUCCAUAUCGGUUAAAAAUGGCUUGGUUAUGCCAAAUAAUUAAUAAUAACUACGGAUCAGUGUGUUUAUUUAAUUGAGUUGUCACACUAAAUUGAACAAAAUUUUGACAAAAACAUGAUGAUUUUUAUGUUAAUUAUUCAAAAUUUGACUGAUAAGUUCACACAGAAAUAAAAUAAUCGAAUUUAUUGGUAAAUAAUUUUACUGCCCAACGUGUGUUCAUAUCAAAUUUUGAGUAAUCCGAAUUGUCGAGAUCAACAUCUCUGAUUCGUCCAAAUUAAUAAAAAUGAAGGUCAUAUAGGCGUUCUUAAUUGGUGCUAAGCUAAGGGGACAAAGGCUUUAUGGUGUUUCUAAGUAACGUGAGUUUGGAGGGGGUGGAUUAAUGGGUUUGUUUUAGCUCGGGUAUGGGUUCAAAUUGCAUGUUACGUCAAUUUUUUUAGAAUUACGAAGUUUUUUCAUUCAGUUGAAUUGUCAUGCUAAGUUUAACGAAAUGCUAACAGAAAUAGAUAUGAUGACUAUUAGUUAUGUUACCGAUUCUUUAAAUAGAGUUGUCACAAUAGGCUAGACGAAUCCCGAUAGAAACAGACACAAUGACUAUUAUGCUAGUUAUUACAAACUUGAGUGAUAAUUUCAAAAAAAUUACAGCAUCAAAUUUAUUGGUAACUCAUUUUACUUGAUUCACCCUUAUGAUAGAUAGCUGCCAAGCUCCAAAUCUUUCUUCCAAGUCAGUGUGAUCUAGUGCAAGAUCUUGAGCCUAGAACCCAAUGAAACUAACUGACAAUAGAAUAUGAAAAUAUCAUUUGCUAGAAGAUUGCAUAUCUAGGCAAAUGCAAAGUCAAAUCUUAACAUUUUAGCUUAUAAUAAUCACUAGUGUGAUAGUUAGGAAAAGGAAAGGGAAGGGUAGGAAGGUUUAUGAUGAUAACCAUGAGCAUGGUGUUGGGAGGGAAUGUGUUUCUCCAAGUAAGCAACUAAAAAAAAGUUCGUUUAUGUAGUUUUUCCACAAAUGUCACAAACUUCACAAUCAUUUCAAAGAUGAAUUUUUCUUUCAUUAUUAUUUUAAUAUACAUAAAGAAUUCAG
Messenger RNA from Linum trigynum, 5180 nucleotides. The record is from the annotation of a GenBank genome assembly. NCBI's taxonomy places the organism in Eukaryota, Viridiplantae, Streptophyta, Magnoliopsida, Malpighiales, Linaceae.